Messenger RNA from Herpailurus yagouaroundi (jaguarundi), 1817 nucleotides. It is a transcript of the gene NUDT17, whose product is annotated as nudix hydrolase 17. Gene Ontology annotation, cellular component: cytosol; peroxisome. Lineage: Eukaryota; Metazoa; Chordata; Mammalia; Carnivora; Felidae. The transcript is spliced from 8 exons. Gene Ontology annotation, biological process: NADP+ catabolic process; NAD+ catabolic process. The coding region runs from base 252 to 1244 and encodes 330 amino acids. Gene Ontology annotation, molecular function: NADH pyrophosphatase activity. The record is from RefSeq and is a predicted model, not a curated record.
GACACGUGAGUUGAGAAAUCAGUCUGGGGUCACUCUUCUAAACAGAGAAGAGGGGAAGAAAAGGGAAGCUGAGAUUGAGAGGUUUUCUUCUUUGUCUCUUAGUAACUAACAUUGCACCCGUGGCUCAUCCCCCAGGGUUCUGCCUAAACGUCCCGGGGCAUUUGGCGGAAGCUUUCUAGGUCCCGACCCUGCGAACGCUAGACCAGCAGAGGGCGCCAGGUGGGCCGCGGCCCCAACCCCAGGGCGGCGUUAUGGCCGCCGCGCGGGUGCUGCUGCUCCUGUCCGGGCGCGCGGAGUCGCCGAGCUUCGCCCAGAGUGUGUGUGGCCUCCUGGGCGCCGGGCCAGGGCUCGGGCCGUGGCCCACGCACUGCGGCUUGAAGCGAGGACGACUAGUCCUCUCGGACGGGCCAUUCCCUGGCUCCUCGGCCAGGCUUCCGCUCCAGCGACCCCCUUUCUGCCCUUUUGCGGCCCUGGACCAGCAGCUCAGGACUCCGGGGGCCGAGCUGCCCAGCAACCGAGGUGUGGAUCUGGGUGUGGCCGUCCUUCUGCAGUCCAGCGACCAGUCUGUCUUGUUAACGCGCAGGACACGCACCCUCAGCGUUUCUCCCAACCUCUGGGUACCCCCAGGUGGGCACGUGGGACUUGAUGAAGAGCUGUUGGACGGAGGGCUGCGAGAGCUUCAGGAGGAGACUGGACUACAGCUGCCCCACAGCCAGUUCUCUUGGGUCCCUCUGGGGUUAUGGGAGUCUGCCUACCCUCCUAGGCUGAGCUGGGGUCUCCCCAGAUACCAUCACAUCAUUCUCUAUCUACUCGUGGUCUCCUGGGAGUCACAGCAGCAGCUGCAGGCCCGGAUCCAACCAAACCCAAGUGAGGUGAGCGCCUUUAUGUGGCUGGGACCAGAGACAGCAGCUGCCGUGGCUGCUGCAGAGGAUGGGACAGAGACACUCACACAUCUUCCCCGGGACCUACCACCCUCUGUCCUCCCUCUCCUGCCAUGGCGGGAGGAUUCGGUGAAGUGGGCUAAGCCACAAGGCACAGCCCAGACAGGAGCUGUCACCAUGCAGUACAGUGGAACUAGGGGAGGACGAAAGAGCUCGACCCCUGGCCUUGCCCACAUCCACGCUACUGCGGACGACCCCGACCACAGCAGAAGGCAACGAGAGGGUCAGCGCUGGGACCAAGUUUGCCCUCAGGCUCUGGCUGCAGCAUCUGGGCAGGUAGAGCCGGAAUGGCAGCCGAGGUGACAGGACAGUGCUUUUUGGUCGGGGGCAGGUCCUCCUCAUCUGAUGAGCUCUCUAUUGUCAAGUCGAUAACUUCAACCUUCUUCUUACUCUCUGAUGGAUUGCCCUCUUGGACUGGGCUGUACUGGAGGCCUGUGGGUGGUAAGAGGACUGUGUCUCAGAGAAGAGGCCAUCCAAGACUCAGGUCGGCUGGGGGACAGGGGGUCACUCACCAUCCAGCCCAUACCCUGGCGGGGGGCAAACCUCAGAUGCCUCCUUCUUGGGUUUCAUUGGGCACCAGGAUCCAUCUUCCAUGAACUGUAUCUCAUCACAAUCCGAACAGGAAUUAAGUAUCUCCAUGAAUAAGCUGGGGGGAAGGGGAGAUACGGGAAUUCAUGAGGCUGGGAGAUAGCUGGGAACAGUAGCCAGGGAGUUCUGGGACUCACCUUCCUGAACCUCAGUUUCCUCAUCUGUGAAACAGGGAUAUUAUUCACCCCAACUCACCUCUCUUGAGUUGUCAGAAUCAAGUAAAGUAUGUAAAAGAGCUUUGCAAACUUCAAAUGCUACGUUUUCAAAAAAAAAAAAAAUACAUUCUAA